UACUUGGGAAGCUAAAGCACCAGAAUCGCUUCAACCCAGGAGAUGGAGGUUGCAGUGAGCUGGGAUCACGCCAGUGCACUCCAGUCUGGGCGGUGGUGCGAGACUCUCAAAACGAAACAUCACUCUGGCAGCACUGUAGAGAAUGAACUGGUAGGGGCAAGACUAUUUGGAGACUUGCAAUAAUAUUUCAGGCAAAAUAUGAGGAAGGCUUAAACUAGGGCAAUGAAUGAAGGCUGGAGAGAACAUGGGUUUGAGGAAGUUUAAGGAGAUAGCAUCUGCAUACUUGGUUGCCAUUUGGGUGAAGUGAAAGAAGGAGAAGUGGUAUCGAAAAUGUUAUUUGGCGUGUUUCGCUUGGAGAUAAUGAAUUCAAAGUGAUGCCUGCUGUAACAGGUGUGCACAGUGCUGUAGAGGGUGCUUACAGUUCAGCUUAGGGCUGGUAGGAAGUAACAUGUGAGUCCUGAAGUCAGUCGGUCUGGGGGUCAUUGUCCUAAACAGAGAAGAUAGGAAGGAAAUAGCUGAGCAUUUAGAGAUAUUCUUUGUGGUUUAAUAUCAUACCCAUGGGUCAUCCUCAAAAGAUGUGCCCGGAUUUCCCGGGGACUUCCGGAAACCCCUCUACCUUCCGACCCCGCGGAACGCUCCAAGGGGAAGCGUCGCUAGACCACCAGAGGGCGCCAGGCGGGCCGCAGCGACCCCAGAGUCGCGUUAUGGCCGCGGCGCGGGUACAGCUGCUCUUGUCCGGGCGUCCGGAGUCGGUGAGCUUCGCACGGAGUGUGUGUGGCCUCCUGGGAGCCGGGCCAGGGCUCGGGCCGUGGCCCAUUCACUGCAGCUUGAAGCGAGGACGGCUUGUCCUCUCGAGCAGGCCCUUCCCAGGUGCCUCCGCUAGGCUUCCGCUCCAGCGACCCCCCUUCUGCCCUUUUGCGGCCCUGGACGAGCGGCCCAGGGUUCCUGGGGCUGAGCUGCCCACAGAUCGAGGUGUGGACUUGGGUGUGGCCAUCAUUCUGCAGUCCGGCGACAAGACCGUCUUGCUAACCAGAAGGGCACGCACCCUCAGCGUUUCCCCCAACCUCUGGGUACCCCCGGGUGGGCACGUGGAACUUGAGGAGGAGCUGCUGGACGGAGGGCUUCGAGAACUUUGGGAAGAGUGUGGACUACACCUGCCCCAGGGCCAGUUCUCUUGGGUCCCUCUGGGUUUAUGGGAGUCUGCCUACCCUCCUAGGCUGAGCUGGGGUUUACCCAAAUACCAUCACAUUGUUCUGUAUCUACUCGUGAUCUCCCAGGAAUCACAGCAGCAGCUGCAGGCCCGGAUCCAACCAAACCCAAGUGAGGUGAGCGCCCUUAUGUGGCUGACACCAGAUGUAGCUGCUGCAGUGGCUGCCACAGAGGAUGGGACAGAGACACCCAGACUUCUCCCCCAGGACGUACCACCCUCUGUCCUUGCACUGGAACUAGAAGAGGAUGGAAGAGCCCGACCUCUGGUCCUGCCCAUGUCCACCCUGCUGCGGAUGAUCCCAACCAUGGCAGAGGGCAAAGAGAGAGUCAGCACUGGAACCAAGUUUGCCCUCAGGCUCUGGCUGCAACAUCUAGGCAGAACACCCCCACCAUGUAAAAGUGCAGCUCACCUGGACCCAGGGCCAGCAAAGGAAGAAUGGAACAUGGACCCUCUUCCCCCAAACCAGGGGUCUGGAAAGUGAAGUGUAAAAUCCCCUCCCUAGCCCAUCUCCGUGACACUCACAGAACAUUCACAACCUUUAUUAUGGGUGAGAGCUUCACCACAACUUUAGGAAUAAAAAGUAAAAUUACAACAUAGGUCCCAGGCCUUGGAUGAGCCUGAAAAAGAGGAUUGGGAAGGAGGGCACAGGGUCCUCCCACCUCCCUGGAAAGGUGCAGAAUGAGCCAGGCCUAACCACAGGGCCAUGAGCCUCUAGAAGCUUAGGGCAGAAUAAGAAACACUGUGAACUUAAAUAUAUAAAUAGAGAGAGACCCAAGCAAUAGGCCGGGCCUGACUCCCAAACCACUGGGGGAUCAUGGCUAAGGCCUUACAUCCUCCUCUGUCAUACUGGAGUAGGAGGCAGGGGAAGUCAUCUUUGGAGUAUUUUGGUUUUUCUUAUUUAUGUACAAAAAAAUCCACAUCCACAAUCCAAAAUAAAGUUCUCUGUCCAUCUCUGAAA
Molecule: messenger RNA, 2168 nt
Organism: Rhinopithecus roxellana (golden snub-nosed monkey)
Lineage: Eukaryota; Metazoa; Chordata; Mammalia; Primates; Cercopithecidae
Gene: NUDT17
Product: nudix hydrolase 17
Exons: 8
Coding region: 558-1691 (377 amino acids)
Biological process (GO): NAD+ catabolic process; NADP+ catabolic process
Cellular component (GO): cytosol
Molecular function (GO): NADH pyrophosphatase activity
Source: RefSeq, a predicted model, not a curated record